UACGUAACAUGUACGUAACAUUUCCUAACAGGCUUCGGUCUGCAGCUGGGAAAGAUGGCGGCGUCCAAGGUGAAGCAGGACAUGCCCCCUCCCGGCGGUUAUGGUCCGAUGGAUUAUAAGCGGAACCUUCCCCGUCGUGGUUUCAGCGGCUACACCAUGUUUGCUAUUGGAAUUGGGGCCAUGGUGUUUGGAUAUUGGAGAAUUGGCACUUGGAACAGAGAGAGAAGGCGGCUCUAUAUUGAAGACUUAGAGACUCGUGUGGCAUUGCUUCCCCUCUUCCAGGCAGAGUCAGAUCGAAGGACAUUACGAAUUUUGAGAGAGAAUUUGGAGCAAGAGGCCAUUAUCAUGAAAGAUGUCCCAGACUGGAAGGUUGGAGAAUCUGUCUUUAACACAGAUCGCUGGGUGACUCCUACACUAAAUGAACUUUACAACCUCCGUUCACGAAAAGAAUUUAAUAAUACAAAGUCUGCUUUUCAGUGGUAUGUCUGAGCCACAUUUGGACUAUGUAUUUAAAAUUGAAAAUAAAACUUUCUCCAAACUUU
Molecule: messenger RNA, 542 nt
Organism: Bufo gargarizans (Asiatic toad)
Lineage: Eukaryota; Metazoa; Chordata; Amphibia; Anura; Bufonidae
Gene: NDUFA13
Product: NADH:ubiquinone oxidoreductase subunit A13
Exons: 5
Coding region: 55-489 (144 amino acids)
Source: RefSeq, a predicted model, not a curated record